AUGGCUCUAAGGAAGCAAUUACCCACCUACCCUGACAUCCAAGGUCAAGUAGCAUUGAUUAUGGGAGCCGGACAGGCCGGAGAUCCGAGUUCAAAGUUUUGGGGCAAUGGAGCAGCAAUUGCCAGCACUCUAGGUGCCUCGGGAGCGAAAGUGAUUGCCUGUGAUGUGAACCUUGACGCAGCACGUCAGACGGCAGCUCGAAUUCAAGCAGAAGGGGGAGUUUGCGAAGCGCUCCACGCCGAUGCGACAAGCCAGACGGACGUUCAGCGCACAGUUGAUCAAGUGAUGAAGAAACAUGGCCGAAUUGAUAUUCUUGUGAACAACGUCGGCGGCACGCAGACGGGAGAUCCGGCUACCAUGUCCGAGGAAGCUUGGGAUGCACAGAUACGCCUGAAUCUCAACUCUGUUUUCCUCGGAUGCAAGGCAGUUUUACCCAUCAUGAAAAAGCAGGGAUCUGGAUCUGUGAUCAACAAUGCUUCCAUUGCUGGAAUGAAAUAUCUGGGUAAACCACAAAUAGCAUACGCAUCUGCCAAGGCAGCUGUCAUACAUUUCUCGAAAAUCACAGGCAUCAUUUAUGCAGAAAAGGGCAUUCGGGUGAAUUCAGUUUCCCCCGGCAUGAUAUAUACACCGUUUCUGGAAAUGUUGGGCCACAGCAACUCUGCGGAAGACCGUGAAGUUUAUAAAAAAAUAACAGAUCACAACGUACCUCAGGGAAGCAUGGGUGAUGCAUUUGAUGUUUCCAAUUGUGUUGCAUUCCUUGCUAGCAAUGCCUCUCGUUAUAUCACAGGCCAGAACUUUGUUGUUGAUGGAGGACUUACAGGUUCUACAGGCACUGGUAAACGUCCGAAGUCACGGCUGUAA
Molecule: messenger RNA, 861 nt
Organism: Penicillium macrosclerotiorum
Lineage: Eukaryota; Fungi; Ascomycota; Eurotiomycetes; Eurotiales; Aspergillaceae
Product: SDR family NAD(P)-dependent oxidoreductase
Exons: 2
Coding region: 1-861 (286 amino acids)
Molecular function (GO): oxidoreductase activity, acting on the CH-OH group of donors, NAD or NADP as acceptor
Source: RefSeq, a predicted model, not a curated record